AUUUGAGCGACAAGAGGCUUAUUACAUUCUUUUCUGAUUACUUGAGUGACACACACGCAACUUGUUUAGCCUCUAAAACACUUUAGGCGCCACAACCUUCUAACAACACACAUAUUCCUUGGCAGUACGCAACAAAAUGCCGACAGCACAAGUUCUAAUGCUUAUUCUACUGUUUUCAAUUUAUAUUACACAGAACAAAGCGAAAUGUCCGCGCGGCACGCAUUUGGAUAAAUUAAAAUUUAGUCUCGUACGCGCGUGUCAACGCUCAGAAAUGCAAGCGAUCGCUUAUAAGAAUGCAUUUACCUUAGAGGAUUGUGUGCGUGAGGCGAAAUUAGCGCGCGGUUUGGCUUUGAAUUUUGGCACGCGCCUCAGAAACAAGCAGACGGCGGGAGGUAGUGCUGCUUUUGCAAUACUGCUAACGAAGUUGCAGCUAAUUAUGCGUCCAAAUCGCAGUAGCGAAAAUCGCCAAAGCGUUUGGCAACAGCCGCAACAGUACUUCAAUUGUCACAUACUCGCUUGCCCGGAGAACCAAACAAUGCGUGGCCUGGUAAAUGACAGUCGUUACGAUUACUAUAGUUUAUAUGGCGCGGCAAUUGCAACUCGCAACUACACCUGCGUGCCACAAGUGGGUUUGUUUCAGUUGCAAGUGAGUCCAGCGAGUUUUGUUAAUGCCACACGGUUUUGCCGCAAUGCCACUGCUAUUGGUGGUGUGGCUAAUUUGGCGCAUGCUGCGUCGGCAUUACGUACGAAUGCGUUUGCGGCGCUGCUACGGAACUACAAUGAGGCAGCGAGGCAACAGCGCGGGCGUCAACAUACUUUGGCUUAUGUGGGACUGCAAUUUAAUCGUACUUACAGCAGUGAAGCUAUUGCAUUGCUUUCAAUAUGUGGCAUGGGCGCCUGGUUUGCAAAUGUUAGCUGCAUUGCUGUGGGCAGCGAGAACACCUGGUUGACUGUUGAUUGCGAGCGUGAGCUCCCUUACAUUUGCGAGAUAUACACAUCGAGAAGUGAUUUAAAUGACACAGCGCUCACUGCCGGUACAUGUGCGCCCGAUGCUGCAUGA
This is a messenger RNA of Zeugodacus cucurbitae (melon fly), 1060 nucleotides long. RefSeq lists its product as uncharacterized. Bases 137 to 1060 code for a protein of 307 amino acids. The record is from RefSeq and is a predicted model, not a curated record. Lineage: Eukaryota; Metazoa; Arthropoda; Insecta; Diptera; Tephritidae. The transcript has 4 exons.